AUGGACCCCAUUCAAGAAGCGAUUGAAUUUUUGGAAUCGCGUGAGGCUGGCAAUAAUUUCUCGUACCGCCAAAUCGCGAAAAUGUUUGGUGUUGAGCUUUCUACGCUCGUUCGAAGACACCAAGGCAAAACGCAGCCUAGGGGGACUAUGCAUCGUCUCCUCCACUCACAACAAGAGAAGGAGCUUGUAGAGUACAUCUGGGGCUCUCCGAGCGACGUUUGCCACCUACGAGGACAAUGA
Pyrenophora tritici-repentis Pt-1C-BFP is the source of this 240-nucleotide messenger RNA. RefSeq lists its product as uncharacterized. Gene Ontology annotation, molecular function: DNA binding. Gene Ontology annotation, cellular component: nucleus. NCBI's taxonomy places the organism in Eukaryota, Fungi, Ascomycota, Dothideomycetes, Pleosporales, Pleosporaceae. The record is from RefSeq and is a predicted model, not a curated record.